Molecule: messenger RNA, 3714 nt
Organism: Lepisosteus oculatus (spotted gar)
Lineage: Eukaryota; Metazoa; Chordata; Actinopteri; Semionotiformes; Lepisosteidae
Gene: kctd1
Product: potassium channel tetramerization domain containing 1
Biological process (GO): negative regulation of DNA-templated transcription; protein homooligomerization
Cellular component (GO): nucleus
Molecular function (GO): transcription factor binding; transcription corepressor activity
Source: RefSeq, a predicted model, not a curated record
GGAGCGAGCGGUCCCUGCACCUUUAAGAGGCUGUCUGCCUGUAGCUGAAGGUCACUAAAUACAAAGGCUCUUAGCGCUGCGGUCCAAUAUAGCGCAUGCGCCCUGCCCGAGGACUGACAGAGAGACUGCAAUAUGGCGAGAAUGCCUGGCAGCGGAGAUUGCUAUACCGACACAGAGGGGGCUGAAAAUGAGCAGAUGUGCUACCUGGAGAGGAGCGACGAGGAGGAGGAUGAGAUUCAAGAAAUACAGAUAACGGGGGAGGAGGAGGAUGAGUAUGACCAGGAUAUCAGCCUGGAGUGGGAGGCGGGGAGCGAGAGUUGCUCCGCGGUUGAAAGGGAAACGGUCCUUAUGCGGAGUACGGACCAGGGCAGCGAGCUGGACUCGGAGGCAGAUCCCUUUCACAUCGCCGUGCUGGACUCGGACCUGGAGGGGGACUUGCAGCGCUCGGACCGGUCCAGGCUGAGCGAGAACACUCGCUUAGCCACCAGGUAUGCGGUCAGGAUAUUCCGGGAAUACCUGAGCGAGAAAUCCCAAAGUCCCGACUUUGAGACCAUGGACAAGGAGGCGCUGUGCAAGGUGCUCAGGUCUUUCUAUGCAGAGGCGCGCUCAAAAAGUGGGCAGCUGUACAGCAAGUCCUCUCUCAUCAGCAUUAGGAGCUCGCUGAACAGGUACCUGAAUGAGCCGCCUUACUGUCGCACUUUAGAUCUGACCAAGGACCCGGAGCUGCGCAGUGCCAACCUGACGCUGGCAGCUGUGAUCAGAAAGUUGGAGGAACAAGGUGCAGGUCCCGUCGUGCAGAAACAAGCCAUCACCCGGGCCGACCUGAGAAAACUGUACACUUCCAGCGUGUUCAACACAAACACGCCUUUCGGCUUGCUCAACAAAGUCUGGUUCGAGACCUGCAUGUAUUUCUGCACAAGGGGGAGGGAGAACCAGCGAGAGCUGGAGGAGGACUCCUUCGGGCUGGCGAUCGACGAAGAUGGGAGAAAGUUUAUCUACUUCAAGGCGCUGGGGCCGUACCACAAGUCCCGGUCCGCUUCCUGGAGCAAAAAAAGGACAGACACCGACGAGGACAACCUGCCCCGCAUGUAUGAAACGGGCACGGAGUUCUGCCCGUACGCCAGUUUUGUGAAAUACAUCUCCAAAAGGAAUCCGCUGUGUAAGGCGUUUUUUCAGAGACCCAGGGAUCACUGCAGCGAGGGCGACAUGACCUGGUACGAAAACAAAGCGAUCGGUAAAAACUUGCUGGGCACCCGAAUGCAGAUGCUGUCCAGGGCUGCCAAGCUGUCCAAGACCUACACCAACCACUGCAUCGGGGCCGUCUCUGUCGCAACUCUGAACAGCAUAGCGGGCAUCGGGUCAAAGUUAGCGCCUCGCCACAUCGCUCCGGAAACGGUCCACGUCGCCCAGCAUCACUUCCAACUGGUUGUGCCCUUUAUGCAUCAGGUCGAAGACUGCAUCGAAAGUAAACCCCCGAACUCCAGCAAACGACCGCGGCCGAUCUACCCCGCGGAAGGGACUGGACGGUCUUCCCCUAAAAAGCUGUGCGUGCGGUCAGCGGAGCUCGGCGACUCCCCGGUCCUGAUCGCCGUGAGCGCAGACCCGCCGCCCAUCGCUGCGCCCGAGUUGAACGGGCAGGUAGCCGCCCCCUCGCCAGCGAUUGUACUGCCCGCGCAGGAUAACAGACCCAAUAUGUCCAGGCCCAUGAUAACUAGGUCACCUGCAUCUCCUUUGAGCAACCAGGGUAUUCCAACUCCUGCGCAACUUACUAAGUCCAACGCACCUGUACACAUCGAUGUGGGAGGCCAUAUGUACACUAGCAGCCUGGCAACACUGACAAAGUACCCAGAGUCAAGAAUUGGACGACUUUUUGAUGGCACAGAGCCCAUCGUCCUGGACAGCCUCAAACAGCACUACUUCAUUGAUAGAGAUGGACACAUGUUCAGAUACAUUUUAAAUUUCCUCAGGACCUCCAAGCUUCUCAUUCCUGAUGACUUUAAAGACUACAGCCUGUUGUACGAGGAGGCGCGGUAUUUCCAGCUACAGCCCAUGCUGGGCGAGCUGGAGCGCUGGCGGCAGGACCGGGAGCUGGGGCGCUUCUCUCGGCCCUGCGAGUGCCUGGUGGUGCGCGUGGCGCCUGACCUGGGAGAGAGGAUCGCGCUGAGCGGGGACAAGGCCCUCAUCGAGGAGGUCUUCCCCGAGAUCGGCGACGUCAUGUGCAACUCGGUGAACGCGGGCUGGAACCACGACUCCACGCAUGUUAUACGCUUCCCGCUGAACGGCUACUGUCACCUCAACUCUGUUCAGGUUCUGGAGCGGCUGCAGCAGAGAGGUUUUGAGAUUGUGGGCUCUUGCGGUGGGGGUGUGGACUCCUCGCAGUUUAGUGAAUACGUCCUUAGGAGGGAAAUCAAGAGGGCGCAGCGCGGACCCUCAGUCAUCCGGAUAAAACAGGAGCCACUGGACUAAAGAUGGAAACAUUAAAAACUCGGAUUCACUGAGCACAAGACAUUUCUGAAGCAGCCAGUAAUGAACAGAAAGCGGACUCCUGUGUAUCAUUUUUUAAUUGCAGACUUUGAAUCCCAUCAACCAACAGCAAGGAACAUUACACAGGCAUUUCUUAACUAGAGACUUGUGAAGAUCAAUUAAUGAAAUUCUGCAUCUUCUUUAGUUUUGUGAUUAAAAGACUCAUCAAGUCCUGCCCUGAUAUUAUAUGAUUUCUCUUUUUUAAAAAGUUUGUUUUAAAACUUUGAAAUGAGUGAAAUUUCCAUUUUAGACUGCCAAGAUACAUUAAACAAGAAAAAGCAUUAAAGUACGACAUUAAUUCAGUCAGUAUGAUUACAAUAAAAAUUAUUCUUUCACUUUUGACGACAUUACAUUGGUAUACAUUGUGUUUCGUAGUCGGCAAAAUUAAGUAUUUUAUACAGAAAACAGAUUAAGGUCUUGGCCCUUUUCAUUUUAAUUAUGUCUGUUUUUUAAAAGCAAUCUCCAAAGGACUUUCUAUUUUUAAGUUAGAUUGAAAUAGAAUUUGAAGUAUAAAAAUGCUCAUUUUUCUUAGUUAAAAAUAGUACAUUUAAAAAUUGAUUUUUUUUUCUGCAGGACUAUAUCAUACACCUAUAGCAGAUGAACCUAUGGAAGUCCUUACCACUGUUAGGAAGUUUCCGUGUUUUAUUUAAUAAACAUUUUGUGCUCUUAUAACUGUUGAUUAGUUAACAGAACGCAUCACUCUCUGCCUGGGAAAUCUAACCCAGCCUAAACUAAAUAGACCUGAAAAUUAAGAAUAGAAACCUAUACUAACCUGCCAUGAAGUGACAGGAUUACAAGUAAUGUGUAUGUACAUGUAUAAUUUGUAUUUACCUUGCAGUUGUGUGGUUUUGGAUUUAAAUUUGUCACUGUUCUGUCAAACCAUCUGACAGUUUACCAACUAUUAGCAGAAUGAACAUAUCUGUAGAGGAACAAAGGAUGCAGUGAAUUAAUAAAGAAAUGUCAGUAAAGAACAGCCGACUGCUAGCUAUUGGGUAUAAUUUUGAUUUUCUUAAUUUCAACAUUAUUAUAUAUAUCACCGCUAACCCUGGGUGCUGACUGAACUACAGUAAUUUAAAUUGUACAUUAUACUGUAGUUGGAUAUAAUUUGCCCCACACUCAAGUCUUAAUGAAAUAAGUAUCCUUAAAGAAAAUGAAAAUAAAGAAUGUAAUACAAAACUAAAUAAAUAUUUA